Messenger RNA from Closterium sp. Yama58-4, 1836 nucleotides. Lineage: Eukaryota; Viridiplantae; Streptophyta; Zygnematophyceae; Desmidiales; Closteriaceae. The record is from the annotation of a GenBank genome assembly.
AUGGCUGGCGUAUCUUCGUCCUUAACAUUGGCGGUCGUGAUCUAUUUUGCGUUCUUUCUUCUCGAGGCGUCUAUUGCGCGCGCCGUGGUUCAGGCCCCCAUGUCUGCAAACGAUAGUGAGCUCGCUUUCCAUGCUAUCGGUGCGCUCGACGACGAACCGAGGUUUCCUCUGUCGCUCGCCGCGACACUCACGCUCCCACCACUCCUGUACGCGCAACGCGCUACCCCACUGUCCCGUUACAGUGAAUACGCUGCUCGCAAUAAAGCCGAUCCUGGGCGUGACGCUAACUGCGAUGCAUCCGGAAACGUCGCUUACCUGAACUUUUACAUGCAGUCUCUGAAGGGAAGCAUGCCAACAGAUAUCAGCCAGCUCUCCGCUCUCACCUACAUCAACCUCUGCUACAACCUGCUGCAUGCCAGCUUCACGCCUUGGACCGCCACUCUCAUGCAAAUGCCGCAACUUAUGGAAAUGCGAUUCUGUGCCAACUGGUUCUACGGCACCAUCCCAACAUCCAUCGUUACCCUCACACGCCUGACGACCCUCACGUGGGUGGGCAGCACAGGGCAGUGCACGGGGGAGAAGGCCUCCCAGUCCUCUCCCUACUGGGCUGGCGUCAAAUGCUCCGACACUGGUGCUGUCACAAGCAUCUCUCUGCGCACGCAAGGCCUCUCUGGAUCGCUGCACUCCUCCAUCGCUGCACUUGCAACCCUCACUUCCCUCGACCUGAGUUCCAAUCUCUUCAACCAGCAGCUGGAUGGCUUUCUCUCCGACGUGGUCUCGCUCACUCAGCUCCAGCAGCUGCUUCUCGGUUACAACUGGUUCUAUGGCUCAAUCCCCACCACCAUCUCUCAGCUCUCUCAGUUAUCUGGCCUGUCCCUCUUCUCCAACUACCUCACCGGUUCACUUCCCGCACUCCCCUCCUCCCUCCGAGCCCUAGACAUCGCCUACAACUUCCUCUCCGGCUCGCUCCCCACCCUCCCCACCUCCCUCUCCCACUGCGCCGCCGAGCACAACUGCCUCAUCCCCGCCGCCGCCGUCCCCUGCGCUCGCUUCGGCUCCACCCAGCGGCCUGCUGCAAUGGCGGGAGUAACAGCGGCUUCAGCAACGGAGCGGUGUGCGGUGUGCGGGAUGGGGACGGCGACGGAAGCAAGCGUGUGCUUUGAUGGGGAGUGUGUGGUGACUGCGGCCCAGAAUGUUUCUCAAGGGGGCCCUAACGGGCCGGCUCAAGCCGUGCUGGAUCUGCAGUGCACAGGCAGCUCACAAACCUCCAUGGCUGAUGCUACAGUAAACGCUUUACUUGCGCUCAAGACCGCGUUGGGAGUGACGUCCACGGCAUGGGGCAGCGGGGGGUGCAAUGUGGAGGGAUACACCUCGGGCUCUGAUUGGCCCGGUGUUGCCUGCGACUCCCUCGGGAACGUCCUCUCCAUUGAUCUAACGAGUCAGAAGCUCAAGGGGUCCAUGGCCUCGGAUGUCACUGCUCUCACAUCGCUCACUCGCCUCACCUUCGACAGCAACCUCCUCUGGACACCACUAGCCUCCUUCGUCUCCUACUUCUCCUCUCUCUCCAACCUCGUCGUGCUAGACCUGCAGUACAACUGGUUCUACGGCACGCUGCCUGCCUACCUGCUCAACCUCCCCGCCCUCACCAGCCUAGCCUUAGGAGGCAACUAUCUCACGGGCACCGUACCCAAGCCCACCUCAACCACGCUCGCCAAGCUCACACUCACCAACAACUUCCUCACAGGCUCGGUCCCCUCGCUGCCCUGCAGCUUCUCGGGACAGGGACGCUAUGUGGGGGUACGAAAGUGUGCAAGCCAGACGCUAGUGGGCCCCUAG